Molecule: messenger RNA, 1414 nt
Organism: Mycena citricolor
Lineage: Eukaryota; Fungi; Basidiomycota; Agaricomycetes; Agaricales; Mycenaceae
Source: the annotation of a GenBank genome assembly
GCUAUCAUGACCAGUCCGUUCGACAUCAGUCCAGGGUGCACAUGUCGCUCAGGGAAAUCGCCGCUGGGAGGUUCGGAACGGCCUAACGUGUCUGUCUAUUUUACAUCCGCUCGACACCACCUCAAGUCUAGCCCCGGGCGUCGGGGUCUCCUUGAAGUCUCCAUCGGACGCUGCUGCUGCAAAUGGCCGCAUGAACACGCGCGUGCAACUUGAACCCUUCCAUUCUACGUUCCGGUGCUCAGACAUCCUCGUCUGCGUCAUGGUCUGCCCGUCCGCUAUCACCGCAAUCACUGGGCACUUGGACGCUUCAGAAUCAUCACGACACCUGAGGACAUCGUCUUCCCGAAUAUGUGUAGGUGUGCUCCCUGAGUACGCCCUCGAUCAUGCAUCUCUCGAAGAAGAUCUCGCGCAAAUAUUCGUGCCGCAUAUCAUCGCCGGCGUGAAUUUUCUCACGAGACGGAUGGUUGUACAUCCAGACCUCGAGUACAACAACUUUCCCGCAACGAGCAUUCUCGAAACCGGCUGCUUCGCUUUUCGUGCGGAGGCGAUGGACGGGAAGCUUCGGACAACGAACUGUAGAGCCCGCAACGACGUGGCGCCCAAGGUCAUCAGAACGGACCAGUCCUCUAGCACAAUCUCAAAUGGGCUGCUAUGCAACUCGUUUUUUCUCCAGGACGAGGCUCAUCUCAGAGGGCUGACGCGCAGAGGCACGAUCCGACCCCCCCCUCUCAACCCGCUCAGAGAGCCCAAUCGAAUCCACCCUCAUGUUUCCACUGCUCCAGCAACCAUCCCGGAGAUCAUGAGGCACACGCGUCUCACAAUCGACUUGCCCCACUCCUAUCCCGGGCGAGUUGACUUCGGCCGGGCUUUGAGCUCUCUGGUCUCUUUCACUGCUGCGCCACUGGAUUGAGAUCUCGAGCUCGUAGACAGAGUUGACCGAUUCGAUCAGUUGGAAUAGGAGGCUCUGGCAGGUCGAUGGGUUUCCGCGGGGAUCAAGUCAAACUCGCUCAGAUGUUAACACAUGACGGAUGGAGAGUGGGCUGCGACCGGCCACCGCGUCGGUACCAGAGCGAGCAGCAGAGCUGGCGAGUAAGAGCGGACACCAUUUGUCUCCAUACCUACAUUCUUCACGGCCGCGAUCUCGAUGAACAUCCUCUUCUGGUCGAGUCUGGAGAACGAGCCCUUCCCGUCCGUGGACAUGGUGCACAAGUACAGGCGUGAUCUCAGUGACAGUUGUUGUUUCGCGGCGAGAGCACGAGUUACGUAGACAUUUGUGAUUGGAUAUACACAUAUCAAUCUGUACGGUCCUGCAAUGCACAUGUUAUGUAUCCCGAGUGCUAUCAGAAGUGGGACCUCGCCCUGACUCACCUCGGGACUGAUAGACACGAUGCGACACCCGGUGAAGGGUCCCAGG